Messenger RNA from Myiozetetes cayanensis, 1693 nucleotides. RefSeq names its product dynein axonemal assembly factor 6 (gene DNAAF6). Lineage: Eukaryota; Metazoa; Chordata; Aves; Passeriformes; Tyrannidae. Gene Ontology annotation, biological process: flagellated sperm motility; axonemal dynein complex assembly. Gene Ontology annotation, molecular function: protein-folding chaperone binding; dynein intermediate chain binding. The transcript has 7 exons. The coding region runs from base 455 to 1042 and encodes 195 amino acids. Gene Ontology annotation, cellular component: cytoplasm. The record is from RefSeq and is a predicted model, not a curated record.
CAGCUGGCUGUUGUUUCCUCGGGUUCACUGAACCCCAGGGAACGGCAUGAAGCUGCGUCAGGGGAGGUUUAGGUUGAAUCUCAGGCAAAGGUUCUUCCCCCAGAGGGUGGUUGGGCACUGAACAGGCUCCCCAGGGCAGUGGGCACAGCCCCAAGGCUGCCAGAGCUCAGAAAGUGUUUGGACAUCACUCUCAGAUGCAUGGUGGGAGUCUUGGGGUGUCCUGUGCAGGGCCAGGACUUGGACUCAGUGAUCCUCAUGGGUCCCUUCCAGCUCAAGCUAUUCUCUGAUUCUGUGUUCCAUUAUACGUGUUUUGCCAUCACACAUGCAACAGUUUGGCUGAACUUAUCCUUCCAGAACACACAGCCGAGAAAAUGUGCUUUACAGACUGUUCAAAACACACCUGGUUCUUUCUUCAUCUGUCACUUGUUUUUUCCUGCAUAGGUGAGCAGUGGGUAUGGAUAUGGACAGUUUUUCCUCAGGCUCUUCCCUGCAGUGCCUUGCCAAAUUACUACAGGAUGCUCAAGAAGAGGAGGAUGAUGAUGAUGAUGAUUCACGCUGCAGUUCUGUUGGGGCUCUGACUCCUGGGACUAUUGGACCAGCAAAGAAGGAGACCACGGGUACUUUUCAAGUGAAAUCUGAAAACAGGAAAACUAUUUGGAAUACGGAGGAGGUCCCAGAAGGAUCUGAGUUUGAUGAUACCUGGGACCCCAGAGAACAGCCAGAGUAUGAGAUUUUAUUCAAGCAGUCUGUGGGAACAGAGGAUGUCUUCUUUGGGAUGACAGGGAAAGACCCCUCCACCGCCUGCUGUGAGGAUAUAGUGAUUAAAAUCAAGCUGCCAGAGACAAAGUACUCAGACAUCACCUUAGAUAUCCAGGACAAGGUUCUUGACCUUCGAACUCCCAAAAAGAAGCUGCUGCUGCACCUCCCCUACCCUGUCAACAGCAAGGAGGGUAGAGCUCGUUUUCUCUCUGAAGAGGAGAUCUUGGAAGUCACCUUGAGACUAUCCAGGCAGUUUGAUUUCCUAAAUUUUGCUGAUGGAUAGAGAGAUAGAGAAAGGUUGAAAAAACUGAUCUUCUGGUUUGAAGUCUUCUUGAAACCCCACUUGUCAUGAAACAGUAAAUUGUUUCCCUUGAACAGCCUAGGGGGAAUACCCCUGGAGAAAGGAGCCAGGAGGGACACGGCACCCACAGGUACUAAAACCUGAGCCUGUCUGGCUCUUGUGCUGCUCUGGUUAACUUUCUGCUUCCUUCAGUCUGAUACAGGCUCUGUGAAGCAGAAAGUAGGAGAUUACAAUUCUGUAAGCCAGAGAAAGCCUUUUGUGUGGUUGUGGCUGAGAGGCAGCACAGUGAGUCUGUGGGCAAUUAGUCUGGUGCUCAGGUACUGUUUCAAGACUUGCAAAUGUUAAUACCCUCCCUUGGUCCCCAGUGCUGUGAGUGGGGCCAGUUCAGAAUCUCCUUUCACCCUCAGUGAGAAGACCAAAGCUCUUCAGGGAUCCAUAUGCACAUCUGAGGCUCCUUUACACUGGCAGAACAAGUUAACCAGCUGCAGUUGGAUUGUUGCACAUCUCGGCUCUUUUGAACGACUUUUGACAAUGUUUGGUUCAGUGUCUUCUGUUCACCUGCUGUCCCUCCAGCUGUUUUUCUGAUCUUUCUUCAUUAAUAAAAGAAUGUGUUCUAAGGAACAGUUCCAGUUA